AUGGGCCCCAAAGCAUUCUACACGGAACUUUUUGCAACUCUUGGUCUUGACGUUGAUGAGGCAACAGGAAAGUAUUUACAGCAAGUUGAUGAUUGGAGGGCGAAGCGAAUUGCAAGCCGAAAGACUGCCUCCUACCGGCGAAAGCGGAAUAAGAGAAUGUACGACAAGAUCCUUAGUUACCACGCAGAGUUGAAGAAAGACAGAGAGAAGAAUCAAUUCUAUGAGACAUGCAGUGCCUUGAAUGAUGAUGUCCCUGGUGAUGUUGCCGGCAAUAAUGAAGAUAAGCCACAAAGCAGAGCGAAGAAACGCCAAAAAAAGGAUAGUACUGAGACAACUCUUCCAAUUGGUCCGCGGCCAGCUGGCUGCAAAGAAGAUAACUAUUGCAAAACUUGCAUGCAGUGGGGCCACAAACGGAAGAGCAGUCGUCUUUGUCUCAUGAACAAGAGUGUUACUAACGAGUUUCCUUCAUCUGAAGAUAUAGCAGCAAUGACUGAAGAGGAGCAGCAGCGUACUCAACUUAACGUACUGGAUUGCAUCGCUCUGACUACCGAAGACAGUGAUGACAGUUCCAGGAAUGAAUCCACCCCGGCUAGGAUAGAGGCAAUUAUACAAGAUGACAGCAUGGAUAAUGACGAAACAGCAUAA
Seminavis robusta is the source of this 645-nucleotide messenger RNA. The record is from the annotation of a GenBank genome assembly. NCBI's taxonomy places the organism in Eukaryota, Bacillariophyta, Bacillariophyceae, Naviculales, Naviculaceae.